This is a messenger RNA of Penicillium waksmanii, 1047 nucleotides long. RefSeq names its product NAD(P)H-dependent flavin oxidoreductase. NCBI's taxonomy places the organism in Eukaryota, Fungi, Ascomycota, Eurotiomycetes, Eurotiales, Aspergillaceae. Bases 1 to 1047 code for a protein of 348 amino acids. Gene Ontology annotation, molecular function: nitronate monooxygenase activity. The record is from RefSeq and is a predicted model, not a curated record. The transcript has a single exon.
AUGUCUAUCCAAACACCCCUCUGCUCCCUCCUCAAAAUCCAACACCCAAUCCUGCUCGCAGGAAUGGCGCGCGCAUCCAGCGCUCCCCUCGCCGCCGCCGUCUCGAACGCCGGCGGCCUCGGCACAGUGGGCGGACUGGGUUACACCCCAGAGCAACUGGCCGAGAUGCUCACGGAAUUGAAAUCUCUCCUAAGGGACCCCUCACUACCCUUCGGUGUGGAUCUCGCCCUCCCACAAGUCGGCGGCUCAGCACGCGCUACAAACCAUGAUUACACACACGGACACCUGGACGAAUUAAUCGAGGUGACCAUCUCGCACGGCGCGAAAUUGUUUGUCUCGGCCGUCGGUGUACCCCCCGCACACGUCAUCAAGCGUCUUCACGAUGCGGGAAUUUUGGUUAUGAAUAUGGUCGGAGCACCUAAGCAUGCGGAGAAGGCUUUCCGGGCUGGCGUCGAUAUUGUUUGUGCGCAGGGUGGUGAGGGUGGUGGUCAUACUGGUGAUGUUCCUUUCUCCGUGCUCGUUCCGGCUGUUGUGGAUGUCGCGCGCAAAUAUAAGAGUCCGUUGACUGGUCAGCCUGCGCUUGUGGUUGCGGCGGGCGGAGUUAAUGAUGGCCGGAGUCUGGCUGCGUCUUUGGCUUUGGGUGCUGCGGGUGUGUGGGUUGGUACGCGGUUUGUCGCGUCUGAGGAGAGUGGUGCUAGUCGUUUACAUAAGGAGGCUGUUGUUGGGGCUCAGUAUGGUGAGACUCAGCGGACGCUUGUUGUGUCUGGUCGCCCGCUGCGCAUGUUGCCCAAUGACUACGUUAAGGAGUGGGAGAGUCGACCGGCUGAUAUUCUUGCAAUGACUGGGAAGGGUGUUGUGCCUAUGAUGAAUGAUUUGGAGAAUGAUAAAGACAUCGAUAUGCCUUUCUUAAUGGGUGAUGUGUCUGCCAUCGUGAAGGAGAUCAAGCCAGCCGGGGAUAUUGUCAAGGAGAUGGUUCAGCAGGCCGUGGCGGUGGUGAAGCAGAAUAAUUCCUACCUCGUUGGCAGUGGCCCGGGGAGCAAACUAUAG